AUGUCGGGCAUCAAGAACACUCCCUCGGACGACAGCUACGUCGAACUUUCGACGACCAGCAGCCAGACCAGCGGCAACGGCAACGGCAACGGCAGCCUUCUUCGUGCCUUGACGGUUGCCUCCACUACUGGUGUCGAGGUGCAGAUCCCCGUUCCCUCGCAGCCUUUCGACGCAUGGAUCGUUGCCGACGUGCUUCGCGAAGAAUUCCAGCGAUCGCUCGCCGCUUCGCCCGAAGCCACCGACGUUCUCGAGGUCCAAGAUGAGCAAGACCAGGCCGGUGCCGCUGAAAAAGCCGCCAGCGAGGCCAAAGUCAACCUUGCUGCCAAGUUCCUCGGCUUCCUCGCCUCGCGCGUCUCGCCCAAGGCCUCGUCGAGCCACGAGCUCAACUUGCUCCAACACGCCUGGACUCACUUCCACGACGAGUUCCUCGCCCAGCAUGGCAGCGUCCACGACCUAGUCUCCGCAAUCGACUCUGACCUCCGCACGUCCGUCCUGCGCAGCUACUUUGAGGCCUACGUCCUGCUCGAGUCGACCGACAAGGCGAAGCCCUCGCUCAUCACCCCCAAGCUCUUUUCUCUUUCGGCCCAGAACAAGGCCGAGGUGCACGCCGUGUUCGGUGGUCAGGGCAACAAUGAGGCCUACUUCAAGGAGCUCCAGACCCUCUUCGACGCUUACCGACCGCUCGUUCAACCUCUGCUCGAGUCGACCCAGCCCGUCUUUGACAAGCUGGUACAGGAUGCAGUCAAGCAAGGAUUUGCCAGCUACUACACGCACGGCCUCAACGUACUCGGCUGGCUCACGGGCGCUGUUCCCGAGCCGGCAGUCUCGUACCUCGCCAGCGUGCCGCUCAGCUUGCCCCUCAUCGGUCUGACGCAGAUCACCCAGUUCCUCGUCAGCAUCCGCGCCUCCGGCCUCACCCCCGCUGAGUUCCGUUCGCAGAUCAAGAGCGCCACCGGCCACUCCCAGGGUAUCAUCUCGGCCGUCGUUCUCUCGGCUUCCGACAGCCUCGAGUCGUUCCACGCCAACGUCGCCAAGGCGCUCGAGCUCCUCUUCCACAUCGGUAAGCGUGGUCAGGAAUUCUUCCCCACCCUCGCUAUCGACCCAGCACUCGUCAAGGACACCGUCGAGGGCGGCGAAGGCGAGCCCACGCCAAUGCUUUCCGUUUUGGGCCUCGAGCAGGCCAUCCUCGAGAAGCACAUCCAGAAGACCAACUCGCACCUCGCCGAUUCGCAGGCCGUCUCGAUCUCACUCUUCAACGGUCCUCGCAGCUUCAUCGUCACGGGCUUCCCCAAGGCGCUCGUCGGUCUCGUCGGCAGUCUGCGCGCAAUUCGCGCCGACACUGGCGCUGACCAGGGCAAGAUUCCCUUCAGCAAGCGCAAGGCCGUCUUCCGAAUGAACUUCCUGCCCGUGGGCGUCCCCUACCACUCGGCGUACCUCACCGGUGCCACCGAAAAGAUGCUUCAGGAGGACUACGCCGGUCGUACCACGGUCUGGGACGCUUCCGAGCUCAAGGUCACGGUCAAGAACACCGAGGACGGCUCGGACCUUGCCAGCUACCGCUCCGAGGACAUCCUCAAGAGCAUCGCUGACCAAAUCUUUGUCAAGCACAUCUCCUGGUCCAAGGCCUCGGACCUGCCCAAGACCGCCACCCACCUCAUCGAUUUUGGCACUGGCGGUCUCUCGGGUAUCGGUGGCCUUUCUGCCCGUAUCCUCGAGGGCCGCGGCGUGAGGAUCGUUAUCCCCAGCGGCACUCAUGCGCGCAGCACCGAGCUGUACAGCGCCACCACCGUCAAGUUUGAGGAGCGAUGGGAGGACGUCUGGUCGCCCCGCCUCGUCAAGACCAAGACUGGCAUCAAGAUCGACACGCCUUUCUCGCGCACCACGGGUCGCGGCAUUCUUAUGGUCGGCGGUAUGACGCCUACGACCGUCAGCGCCAACAUCAACGCUGCCGUGCUGAACGCUGGGUACUUGAUCGAGCUCGCCGGCGGUGGUCUCCACAGCGAGGCUGGCCUGCGCAAGCGUGUCAAUGAGAUUCUCGCCCAGCUCGAGCCCGGUAACGGUCUGGAGCUCAACGGUCUUUUCAUCGACCAGCGCCGUUUCGGCUGGCAAUACCCUCUGUGGGGUCAGAUGCGUCGCGAGGGCUUCCCGUGCAAGGGUUUCACCGUCGCUGCUGGUAUUCCUUCGACCGAAAAGGCCAAGGAGAUCAUCGAUGGUCUCAAGGCUGCCGGCAUCGAGUACGUCGGCUUCAAGCCCGGUACCGCCGAUGGUCUUCGCGCCGUUGCCGCCAUCGCUGCCGCCAACCCGGACUUCAAAAUCAUCUGCCAGUGGACUGGUGGACGAGCUGGUGGUCACCACUCGACCGAAGACUUCCACCAGCCUAUCCUGCAGACGUACGCCAGCCUGCGCAAGCAGAAGAACCUCAUCCUCGUCGGUGGUUCCGGUUUCGGUGAUGCCGAGGGUGUCUGGCCCUACCUCACCGGUGAGUGGUCGGUCAAGCUCGGCUACGCUCCCAUGCCCUUCUCGGCCUUCCUCUUCGCCUCGUGGAUGCUGGUCGCCAAGGAGGCCGCCACUGCCGACGCCGUCAAGCAGCUGCUCGUCGACACGCCUGGCUGUGGCGACGACAAGUGGCAAGACACCUACGGCAAGGGCGCUGGUGGCACCAUCACUUGCAACUCGGAGCUCGGCGAGAGCAUCAGCUAUGUGAACAACCGCGCCGCUGCUUUGUGGCGCCAGCUUGACGACCAGCUCUUCUCGCUUCCACGCGAGAAGCAGCGUGUAUGGCUCUCGGAGAAGAAGAGCUGGCUCAUCGAGCGCCUCAACAAGGACUUCCAGAAGCCCUGGUUCGCUGCCAAGCUGGACGGCACCACGCUCAUGAACGUCGCUGACAUGACCUACGAGGAGGUGACCCGCCGCAUGCUUGAGCUCCUGUUCGUCAGCCACCAGAGUCGCUGGAUCGACCCGUCGUUCAAGAAGCUGUUCGGUGACUGGUGCCGACGUGUCGAGGAGCGCUUCGCCGGUAUCGAAACCGCCGGCAAGAAGGAGUCGCUGCUGCAGAGCUACUCGGUCCUCGACAAGGAGCCCUCCACGUUUGUCGACAGCUUCUUCGCCGAGUACACGGGCGCCAAGGAAAUCCGACUGGCAGCCGAGGAUGUCGGCUACUUCCUCACCAUCUGCCAGCGUCGUGGUCAGAAGCCCGUGCCCUUCAUCCCCGAGCUCGGCGACAACUUCCAGACUCUCUUCAAGAAGGACUCUCUCUGGCAGUCCGAAGACCUCGAUGCUGUCGUCGGCCAGGAUGCCCAGAAGGUCAUCAUCCUGCAAGGCUCUGUCGCCGUCCAGCACUGCACCAAGGCCAACGUACCCGCUGGUGAGAUGCUUGGCGAGAUUGAGAAGGAGCUCGUGGCCAAGGUGUUGGCCAAGUACUACGACAACGACGAGUCCAAGGUUCCCGUUGCCGACUACGUGUCCAGCGAAGCUCUCAUCCUUGACGGCGCCGACUUCUGUACUCGAUCCGGCAUCGAGGCCUCGGUCGAUGGCAACGUCAAGACGUUCAAGCUUGGGAGCCAGGUUCCCGACACCAAGGAGUGGCUCGAGCUGCUUGCCACCCAGCGAACCAGCUGGCUGCGUGCUCUGCUGCGCAACGUCAGCGUCGUCCAAGGCAAGAAUUACGCCGACAACCCGAUGCUGCGCAUGCUGGCACCUCGCAAGCACCAAACUGCCAAGAUCGCGUACGCUGCCAACGGCGAGCCUGUCAGCCUUACACUGUUCGGUGCUGCCCGCUCGUACGGCCGACACGACGACGGCUUCAAGGCGCUCGAGAUCACCAAGUCCUCCGACUCCGCUCAGAUCCAGGUGACUCUCUUUGAAGAGCGUCUCGGUGAGGCGGUUCCUCUCCACUUCUAUUUCACCUACCGCCCCGACCAGCCCUUCGCAUCGAUCCACGAGAUUAUGGACGGACGCAACGACCGCAUCAAGCAGUUCUACUGGCAGCUGUGGUUCCACGCCGACAUGCCUGCUGCUGCUCAGCUCGCUGCAGCCAAGGAGUUCAAGAGCCCCGUGAAGUCGCUCGACGAGGCGGCCAUUCGCAACUUCUGCCGCAUUGUCGAGAACCGCGGCGAGGUCUUCACCAAGGGUCAGGCUCCCAUGGACUUUGCCAUUGUUGCUGGCUGGGAGGCUAUCAUGCAGGCGCUCAUGGCAAGCUGCGAUGCCGACCUGCUCAGCCUCGUUCACUUGAGCAACUCGUUCAAGGUGAUCAACGAUGCUCGCCCUCUGCGUGCUGGCGAUGUCUGCACUGCGACGGCUCACGCCAGCAGCAUCAAGAUCUCGGACACUGGCAAGUCGGUCAGCGUCACCGGCACGGUUCUGCGCAAGGAUGCCAGCGGCGAGCUGGUGCCCGUCAUCUCGGUCGUCUCAAGCUUCUUCUUCCGAGGCCGCUUCACUGACUUCAACACCUGCUUCGAUACAUCGCAGAACGAGUUCACGCUGGAGAUCAAGUCCAAGGCCGACGCCACCGUUCUGCUCGCCAAGGAGUGGUUCGACUGGGUUGCUCCUCAGCCUCUGGCUCCUGGCACGGUGCUCCACUUCAAAAUCCAGAGCUUGCUCAAGUACAAGGACAGCACCUCAUACUCGGAUGUCGAUGUCACUGGAGGUGCCUACGUACGCGACUACAAGGACGACCUCAUCAAGGUGGGCGAGAUCGAGUACACUGCCGAUGCCGUCAGCUACGGCAACCCUGUCAUCGAGUACAUCAAGCGCAACGGCGGUGCAUCGACCGGCGGUGUGGUUCCGCUUGAGACCGGAUACACCAUUGGCGCGUCCGACGUCUCCACCUCGUUCGUGGCUCCCGCUACCAACGAGCCUUACUCGAACGUCUCGGGCGAUUUCAACCCCAUCCACAUCAACCCCUACUUUUCUUCGUUCGCUUCGCUUCCCGGAACCAUCACCCACGGUCUCUUUUCGAGCGCCGCUUCGCGCAAGUUUGUCGAGGUCGUUGCUGCCGAGGGCUAUCCCGACCGAUGCCUUUCGUUCGAGGCCAACUUUGUCGGCAUGGUGCUGCCCGGUGAUGAGCUCACUGUCAAACUGCGCCACAUUGCCAUGCGCGACGGCAACAAGGUCAUCAAGGUUGAGACUUUCAACCAGAACGGCGACAAGGUGAUUGAUGGACAGGCCGAGGUUAAGCAGCCUGCCACCGUCUACGUUUUCACCGGUCAGGGUUCGCAGGAGCAGGGCAUGGGCAUGGACUUGUACAACUCGAGCCCCACCGCCAAGGCACUCUGGGACGAGGCCGACGGCCACCUGCGUAGCACGAUGGGCUUCAGCAUCCUCGAGAUCAUUAACCAGAACCCUCUCACCAAGACCAUCCACUUUGGUGGUGUGCGAGGCCACACAAUCCGCGAGCGAUACAUGUCGAUGACCUACGAGUCGACCGACGCUGACGGCAACACGGUGACGUUGCCGCUGUUCCCCGAGAUCACCGCUUCGAGCCAGAGCUACACGUUCCAGUCGCCCAAGGGUCUGCUCUUUGCUACGCAGUUUGCGCAGAUUGCGCUUGUGCUCGUCGAGCUCAGCGCCUUCCGCGACAUGAAGCAGCGAGGCCUCAUCACUCCCGACGCUGCCUUUGCCGGUCACUCGCUUGGUGAGUACGCCUCGCUCGCGGCCGUUGCCAGCGUCCUCGAGGUCAAGUCGCUGUGUGACGUCGUCUUCUACCGUGGUCUCUCGAUGCAAAACUGUGUGCAGCGCGACCCCGUCACUGGCGCUUCCAAUUACGCCAUGAUGGCCUGCAACCCUCUUCGGAUCGUUGGCGAAGGCAACCCGGCGUUCGCCGGUCAGGCUCUCGCCGAGAUCGUCGACUCGAUCAGCAAAGAGUCGGGCCGUCUGCUCCAGAUCGUUAACCACAACGUUGCCGGCCAGCAGUACGUCACUGCUGGUGACCUCGUUGCCCUCACCACGCUCGGCAAUGUUCUCAACUUUAUCAAGAUCCAGAAGAUCGACCUCAAGAAGCUCAACGAAAUCAUGCCCAUCGAGGAGGUGCGUGAGAAGCUCGCCGAGAUCGUCCGCGAGGUGCUGUCUGCUGCUCUCGAGGAGGAGAAGAAGGGCCGCAUCGAGCUCAAGCGUGGUUUCGCAACGAUCCCUCUCCCUGGUAUCGAUGUGCCUUUCCACUCGCGCUACCUCACCGGUGGUGUCGCACCUUUCCGCUCGUACCUGUCGAAGCGCAUCAACGUGGAUGCCAUCCGUCCUCAGCUGCUAGUUGGUCGCUAUAUUCCUAACUUGGUCGCUACUCCCUUCGAGUUGUCCAAGUCGUACGCCGAGCUUAUUUUUGCGCAGACCGACUCGCCCCGUCUCGACAAGGUGCUCAAGAACUGGGAGAAGGACGAGUGGGAGUCGCCCGACAAGGUGCAGAGGCUCACCGCAACGCUCGUAGUGGAGCUCCUCGCCUACCAAUUCGCUUCGCCCGUGCGCUGGAUCGAGACGCAGGACAUCUUCUUCAACGACUACAACUUUGAGCGCCUCGUCGAGUUCGGGCCCAGCCCCACCCUCGUCGGUAUGGCCAAGCGCACCCAGGCGCUCAAGUACUCGGCCGUCGACCUCGCCCAGGGCCGCAAGCGUGUCAUGUACUGCUCCAGCAAGGACAAGGAGUCGCUGUACUACGCCUUCGCCGACGACGAGAGCGAGGUUGAGGCUGCUCCCGCCGCUGACGCCUCCACUGCUGCUCCUGUUGCCGCCGCUCCGGUUGCUGUAGCUGCCGCGCCCGCGCCCGCUGCUGCUAGUGGUGCUGCUGCUGCCGAAAUCCCCGAUGAGCCCCUGAAGGCUGUCGACACUGUCCGUGCCAUUCUGGCUCAGAAGCUCAAGAAAAACAUCUCCGAGGUGCCUCUCUCCAAGUCGAUCAAGGACUCGGUUGGCGGUAAGUCGGUGCUCAGCAACGAGCUCGUCUCGGAUCUUCUUGCCGAGUUCGGCAACUUGCCUGAGCGAGGUGAAGAGCUCCCUCUCGAGGAGCUCGGUGGUGCUCUGCAGGCCGGCUACAGCGGCUCCCUCGGCAAAACCACUUCGAGCUUGAUCACCCGUACCGUCGGUGGUAAGCUGCCCGGUGGUUUCAACCUUUCAGCUGUCAAGUCGCACCUGCAGAAGGCCUGGGGCCUCGGCGCUGGCCGCACCGACGGCGCUCUGCUCGUCGCCGUCACCAUGGAGCCCGCCAAGCGUCUCGGCUCGGAGGCCGAGGCGAAGACUUGGCUCGAUUCGGUCGCUCAGACCUACGCCUCUCUGGCAGGCAUCAGCCUCAGCCAGGCUAGCGCAGGCGGUGGAGGAGGUGGUUCAGGCGGUGUUGCCAUCAGCAGCGAGGAGCUCGACAAGCUCAAGGCUCAGCAAGACGAGCACGUUCGUCGCCAGAUCCAGGUGCUCGAGCGCUACCUCAACAUGGACGGUCGUGCCAGCGGACGUCUUGCCGAGAGCACCAAGGCCGAGCUCGAGGCUGCCCAGGCUCAGCUCGACGCCAUUGCUGCUGAGCACGGCGACAUGUACACCAACGGCAUCAUGCCCAAGUUCACGGAGAAGAAGGUGCGACACUUUAGCUCGUACUGGAACUGGGCUCGCCAGGAUGCCAUGACGCUGCUGUACGACAUUAUCUACGGUCGCCUCACCACCGUCGACCGUGAGAUCACUGCUCGUUGCAUCACGCUCAUGAACCGUGCCGAUCCCAGCCUGCUUCGAUACAUGCAGUUCCACAUCGACCAGAUCGACGCUGCGCAGGGUCCAACCUACGCCCUUGCCAAGGAGUACGGCCAGCAGCUCAUCGAGAACUGUCGCGAGGCUUGCGCCGAGGAUGCUGUCUACAAGGAGGUGCAUGCUCCCACGGCUCCUCACACCGAGAUCGAUGCUCGCGGUAACAUCGCCUACAGCGAGGUGAAGCGUGUCGGUGUUCGCAAGCUCGAGGCCUACGUCAAGGAGAUGGCCGCCGGCAGCCGUCUGCUUGGCGCUGGCAGCCAGGUCAACCUUGACAAGGCGCAGGAGAAUGUCGCCAAGCUCUGGACGCUCAUCCGCAACGAGCCUUCCGUCAGCAAACUCAGCAAGGCUACCAUCAAGAGCUUGUACAGUGAGGUGGUGCGAUCGCUGGGCCCGGCUCGUCAGGCUCGUGCUCCGGCUCGUCAGGCUCCUCGCAACCGCCGUCUCAGCUCCAACACGCAGCGUCCUCAGGUGCCGGACGCCCCAGCCGCCGAGGACCGUACGCCUUUCCUCCACGUCAAGAGAAAGGUGGCUGGUCAGUGGCAGCUCAGCCGAAAGCUCACCUCGGUCUACCUCGACAUUCUCGGCGAGAUGGCCACCCAGGGUGUCAGCUUCAAGGGCCGGAACGCCCUGCUCACCGGUGUCGGCAAGGCUUCCAUCGGUGUUGAAGUCGUCAAGGGUCUCUUGGCUGGUGGUGCUCGCCUCGUCAUCACCACGUCGAGCUACAGCCGCAGCGUCGUUGAAUACUACCAGCGCAUCUACCAAGAGGUCGGCUCACGAGGCUCGACGCUCACGGUGGUGCCCUUCAACCAGGCUUCCAAGCAGGACGUUGACAACCUCGUCAAGUACAUCUACGGCUCGCUCGAUCUCGACCUCGACUUUGUCGUGCCCUUCGCAGCCAUCUCGGAGAACGGUCGAGAGAUUGACGGCAUCGAUGACAAGUCCGAGCUGGCCCAUCGUCUCAUGCUGACCAACCUGAUCCGUCUGCUCGGUGCCAUCAAGACCGAAAAGGCCAGCCGCAACUUCGACACUCGACCUACGCAGGUGCUGCUGCCCCUCUCGCCCAAUCACGGCCUGUUUGGUGGCGACGGUCUCUACGGUGAGAGCAAGCUCGGUCUUGAGACGCUGCUCACACGAUGGGAGAGCGAGAGCUGGGGUCAGUACCUGUGCAUCACCGGCGCCAUCAUUGGCUGGUGUCGAGGCACGGGUCUCAUGUCCUCGUCCAAUACGGUCGCUGAAGAGCUCGAGAAGCUCGGCUGCCGAACCUUCAGCACCACCGAGAUGGCGUUCAACUUGCUCGGUCUGUUGGCUCCCACCGUGUCGGCCGUCAGCCAGGUCGAGGCUCUGCUCGUCGACCUCAAUGGUGGCAUGGACAAGAUCGUCGACCUGGCGGAACAGACGGCCAAGUUCCGUGCCGCCAUCCAGGAGGCUUCGUCCACCAAGCGUGCACUCGUCGCUGACAACUCGGCUGACUUCAAGGUCAUCAAGGGCUCGGCUGCCGAGGCGCUGCACAAGAAGGUGCACAUCAACCCUCGAAGCAACUUCACCUUCCGCUUCCCCGAGGUGGGCAGUCACCAGCUCAACCGCGAGAUCGCCAAGAGCUACUCGGCCAUGGACCUCGAGAAGGUGAUCGUCAUCACCGGUUUCGCCGAGGUGGGUCCGUGGGGUUCGUCGCGAACUCGAUGGGAGAUGGAGGCCUUUGGCCACCUCACCAACGAAGGUGUUAUCGAGCUUGCCUGGAUCAUGGGUCUCAUCAAGCACCACGAUGGACAGCUCAAAUCUGGUGCCACCUAUGUCGGCUGGGUCGAUGUCAAGAGCGGCGAGCCUGUCGAUGACAAGGACAUCCGUGCCAACUACGAGGGGCACAUCAUCAAGCACGCCGGUAUUCGCCUCAUCGAGCCCGAGCUGUUCCGCAACUACGACCCCAACCGCAAGGGCUUCCAGCAGGAGAUCGAGCUCAACCACGACCUCGAGCCUAUUGAGGUGUCGGCCGAGGAGGCGUCCAAGUACAAGCUUGAGCACGGCGACAAGGUCGAUGCCUGGCAAGACGCUUCCACCGGCGGCUGGUUCGUCGUGCUCAAGAAGGGUGCGCGCAUCUUUGUACCCAAGGCCGUCGCGUUCGACCGCCUCGUUGCUGGUCAGCUGCCCACUGGCUGGUCCGGUCAGCGCUACGGUAUCCCGGACGACAUUGUCGCCCAAGUAGACCGCACCACCCUCUGGGCGCUCGUCUGUGCCUCGGAGGCGCUCGUCAACUCGGGUAUCGCGGACCCUUACGAGCUGUACAAGCAUAUCCACCCCAGUAAGGUCGGAAGCUGCAUUGGUUCGGGUAUGGGUGGUAUGACGUCGCUCAGCAAGAUGUUCCGCGACCGCCGCAACGACACGGAUGUGCAGAACGACAUUCUGCAGGAGACAUUCAUCAACUCGGUUGCCGGUUGGGUCAACCUGCUCGUCAUGUCGUCGGCUGGUCCCAUCAAGACCGUCGUCGGUGCCUGUGCCACGGCGCUCCAGUCGAUCGACGUGGCUGUCGAGACCAUUCUCUCUGGUAAGGCCGAGCUCAUGCUUGCCGGUGGUUUCGACGACCUCUCCGAGGAGGGUUCGUUCGAAUUUGCCAACAUGAAGGCCACCUCAAACGGCAAGGAGGAACUGGCCGCUGGACGAGAGCCUUCGGAGCACUCGCGUCCGUUCUCGACCUCGCGCAGCGGUUUCAUGGAGUCGCAGGGUUGCGGUGUCCAGGUGCUCACCACGGCUGCCAACGCCAUCAAACUUGGCAUGCCCAUCCAGGGUAUCGUCGCCUACUCCAACACGCACACCGACGGUGCUGGCCGCUCGCUGCCCGCUCCCGGCCACGGUGUCAUCAGCAGUGCCGACGGCAUGCAGCGCGCGCUUGCCCGCUUUAACCUCACUGCUGACGACAUUGGUGUCAUCUCGGCGCACAUGACCGCCACCAAAGCCAACGACAAGAACGAGUCGCACGUCUACCAGGAGUUGUUCACGCGCAUGGGUCGCACACCUGGUCACGCUGUGCCCGUCAUGGCUCAGAAGUGGCUCUGUGGUCACGCCAAGGGUGGUGCUGCCGCCUGGGCGCUCAAUGGUGUGAUGCAGUCGCUGCACACGUCUAUCGUCUGUGGUAACCGCAACGCCGACGACAUCUCGCCCGAGCUGCAGAAGUUCGACAUGCUCCUCUACAACUCGACGUCGAUCCAUCGAACUCCACACCACGUCAACGCCGCGGCGGUGUCGUCAUUUGGUUUCGGCCAGGUGGGUGGUAUCAUUCUCGUGCUGCACGCCGCCCACAUUCUUGGUCGCCUCUCGCCCAAAAUGUUUGACGAGUAUGUUGCACGACGCAAGGCGCGUCAGCACCAGACCUACACUCGCAUGCACUCGGCGCUCACCAAAGAGGACCUGGUGCGCAUCAAGGACAACCGCCCAUGGCCUGCCGAGCUCGAGGACCAGGUGCUGAUGAACUUGAAUGCGCGCGCCGUCGAGAUCGGCGACAGCUACGGCUUCAAGGCGCCUCUUCCCGCCAUGCCUGCGCUCGCCACGGUCGAGGACACGGUCGUGCCAGCCAAGCCCGCCAGCGUGGCUGCUCAGCAGGAGAGCCUGGAGAAGAUGAUGGGUCACGUUGCUGGCGUCGGCAUCGACUGCGAGAAGAUAUCGACAUUCCCGUCAGACAACGAGAACUUCAUUUCGAGGAACUUUACUGAUGUCGAGAUCGAAUACUGCCGUGCUCAGCCCGACGCCAGGGCUUCGUUCUGUGGCCGCUUCUGUGCCGCCGAGGCUGUGGUCAAGUCGCUUGGCGUCCGAACUCAGGGAGCCGGUGCUUCGCUCAAGGAUGUCGAGAUCGUGCCCACUCCCGAAGGACCGCAGGUGAAGCUGUACGGCGAGGCGCUCAAGGCCGCCAACGGCUCGCGUUUCCUGGUUUCGAUCUCUCACGGCGACGACACGGCCAUGGCCAUCGUUCACCGUCUUCCCAGCGCUUAA
Molecule: messenger RNA, 11694 nt
Organism: Sporisorium graminicola
Lineage: Eukaryota; Fungi; Basidiomycota; Ustilaginomycetes; Ustilaginales; Ustilaginaceae
Exons: 2
Coding region: 1-11694 (3897 amino acids)
Biological process (GO): long-chain fatty acid biosynthetic process
Cellular component (GO): fatty acid synthase complex
Molecular function (GO): enoyl-[acyl-carrier-protein] reductase (NADH) activity; holo-[acyl-carrier-protein] synthase activity; magnesium ion binding
Source: RefSeq, a predicted model, not a curated record